GACCGCGUCCAUCUGGGUAACCUCCCCAACCUUUUAAUCUCACCAACAAAGAUCUUUUGAUAAGGAAGAAGAAGAAGCAAGAAGAGAGGUCAACGAAGAAGAUGAAGCUCUCUGCUUUACAUCAGAGUUACUUGAAUCGUCGGAGUAAUAGCUUCAGAUCUCCGACGUCUCUUGAUUCUUCUGUUGAUGGCUCCGGGAAGUCUUUAAUCGCUGUGUUUUGGCUUAUCCUGCACUGUCUUUGUUGCUUAAUUAGUCUAGUCCUCGGGUUUCGAUUCUCCAGAUUAGUCUUCUUCUUCCUCUUCUCUACUUCUUCAACGAAUCUCUACUCUGCUCCGUUUCGUCCUGACUUACCGGUGAAGCACCUCGAUGUUCACACAAUCGGCCGUAAUCUGGAUCCCGGAGCAAACGGGACGGUGGCGAUGGCGACGAAGAGCUCUCGUGUUGUCGUUGGAAGACACGGGAUCCGGAUCCGGCCCUGGCCGCAUCCGAAUCCCGUUGAGGUAAUGAAAGCUCAUGGGAUUAUUGAGAGAGUUCAGAAGGAGCAAAAGACGAUCUUUGGGAUGAAAAGUAGUAAGAUGGUUAUAGCUGUGACACCUACUUAUGUGAGGACUUUUCAAGCUUUGCAUUUGACUGGUGUGGUGCAUUCGUUGAUGCUUGUUCCUUAUGAUGUGGUUUGGAUCGUUGUUGAAGCUGGUGGUGCUACUAAUGAGACGGGUUUGAUUAUUGCUAAAUCAGGACUUAGGACGAUUCAUGUUGGGAUUGAUCAGAGAAUGCCUAAUACUUGGGAGGAUCGUAGUAAAUUAGAAGUCUUUAUGAGACUUCAAGCUUUGAGAGUUGUGAGGGAAGAGAAGCUUGAUGGUAUUGUGAUGUUUGCGGAUGAUAGUAAUAUGCAUAGUAUGGAGUUCUUUGAUGAAAUUCAGAAUGUGAAGUGGUUUGGUACUGUUUCUGUUGGGAUAUUGGCGCAUUCGGGAAAUGCGGAAGAGAUGGUUAUGUCGAUGGAUAAGAGGAAAGAGAUGGAGAAAGAGGAAGAAGAGGAGAGCUCUUCGUUACCGGUACAAGGUCCUGCUUGUAAUUCGACUGAUCAGUUGAUUGGUUGGCAUAUUUUCAAUACAUUGCCAUAUGCGGGGAAGAGUGCGGUUUAUAUUGAUGAUGUUGCUGCGGUUUUGCCUCAAAAACUAGAGUGGUCUGGGUUUGUGUUGAACUCGAGGUUGCUUUGGGAAGAAGCUGAGAAUAAGCCAGAGUGGGUUAAGGACUUUGGUUCGUUGAAUGAGAAUGAAGGUGUGGAUAGUCCUUUGUCUCUAUUGAAGGAUCCUUCAAUGGUGGAACCUCUUGGAAGCUGUGGAAGACAAGUUCUGCUAUGGUGGCUUCGAGUUGAAGCACGAGCUGAUAGCAAAUUCCCUCCCGGAUGGAUAAUUGAUCCUCCGUUAGAGAUUACAGUCGCGGCUAAACGCACUCCAUGGCCAGAUGUUCCUCCUGAGCCACCAACCAAAAAGAAAGAUCAAAUGCCAUUAUCCCAAGGCAACACCGUCGUGAAAUCAUCUUCUCCUCCAGAUACCGCAAAUAUUACAAGUAACGGAGAGGAAAACAAAACCGGGAAAAUUAGAUUACGAUAAUGGAAGGUAUACAGGUUUUUCGGGGAAUGAUGAUUAUUCGUUUUUCAACUAUCGUUUUAUUUUUUGGUCUUUUAAAACUUGUCUUUAUUAGUAACAAAGAUUGUUUGUUUCAAUGUUCUUGAGGGUUUUACAAGAAGUGUAGAAACAAAACUUUGGGUUGUAUAGUUUUGUAAGCAUAUUUCUCAAUUCAUUUAUGUUUUCUUACAUAGAAGCAUUAUCUUCUCUCAUGGACCCAAGACUUUAUGAAAGCCGCCCUCAAUUUUACUUAUAUUGAUGAAAUAAAUCAAUUUUUCUUUU
Arabidopsis arenosa is the source of this 1910-nucleotide messenger RNA. The record is from the annotation of a GenBank genome assembly. NCBI's taxonomy places the organism in Eukaryota, Viridiplantae, Streptophyta, Magnoliopsida, Brassicales, Brassicaceae.